UCCGCUUCGUUAAUUUUUUAUUUUACGAAAAAUUGGAAAUGCCUGAUUUUAUUUGUGAAAAACGUGGAUAAAGAAUCAUUUAAUUACAAAAAAGAUAUUGAGCUUAGAUUUUGAAUUUAUAUGAACACAAUUUGAAAAUCAAAAAAAGUCAUGAAUGUUGGCUGUGUUGCGCGACAGGUGAAGGCCAUACAAUUCGGUGUACUCUCCCCGGAUGAAGUCAAACGAUUAUCGGUAACAGAAGGUGGUAUCACACGUGCAGUUAUCGUGGAAGAUGGUAAACCGGCUUUAGGUGGUUUAAUGGAUCCUCGCCAAGGAGUUUUGGAUCGAGAGUCACGUUGCCUUACAUGUGCUGGUAAUAUCGUCGACUGUCCCGGCCAUUUUGGUCACAUUGAAUUAAGCUUACCAGUAUUUCACAUUGGGUUCCUUUUAAAAACAAUUAAAAUAUUGCGUUGUGUGUGUUUUUCUUGUUCCAAACUAUUGGUGUCACCAACAAAUGCAAAGGUGAAGGAAAUGCUUAAUCGCACCAAAGCACGUCCACGCAUGCGCUUAAGCCUCAUGCGUGAAUUGUGCAAAUCUAAAACAAUAUGCGAAGGUGGCGAAAAUAUUGACAUUUCUAUCACACGCAACAACGAACGAAAUAUCUCGGAUCAUGGGGGCUGCGGGCAUCAUCAGCCGCGCAUUACACGGCACAAAUUGGAGUUGUUUGCCACUUGGCAACGUUUAACUGAAUAUCGCCAAGAACGACAAAUAAUAUUGACAGCGGAGCGAGUAUUAGAAAUUUUUCGAAAUAUCUCCGACGAAGAUUGCAUUUAUUUAGGUAUGGAUCCGAAACAUUGCCGACCUGAUUGGUUGCUCAUCUCAGUACUACCAGUACCACCACUUUCUGUGCGACCAUCCGUUCUGAUGUAUGGCAGCUCACGUUCGCACGACGACCUUACACACAAAUUAGCAGAUAUUAUUAAAGCGAACAAUGAGCUAAAGAAGUGCAUUGAAACAGGCGCCGCAGACCACUUAAUAAGGGAGUGUUCCGCCCUGUUGCAAUUUCAUGUAGUCACAGUUAUCGACAAUGAAAUGCCCGGCCUACCACGUGCUCUACAGAAGUCAGGCCGUCCUUUGAAGAGCAUCAAAGCACGUCUAAAGGGUAAAGAAGGACGUAUACGAGGCAACUUAAUGGGGAAGCGUGUAGACUUUUCAGCACGUACCGUAAUUACGCCGGAUCCGAAUUUAAAUAUCGAUCAAGUGGGUGUGCCAAGGUCUGUUGCGCAAAAUCUGACGUAUCCCGAGGUAGUGACACCAUUCAACAUUGAGCUUAUGCAAACCCUUGUUCAACGCGGCAAUACACAAUUUCCCGGCGCUAAGUAUAUAAUACGUAGCAAUGGCGAUCGCAUUGACUUGCGUUUCCACCCAAAACCCAGUGAUUUACAUUUAGAGUUUGGCUACAAGGUCGAACGCCAUUUACGCGAUAACGAUUUGGUGAUAUUUAAUCGUCAGCCAACGCUGCACAAAAUGUCGAUGAUGGGUCAUCGUGUCAAAGUGCUGCCUUGGUCCACAUUCCGGAUGAACCUUUCUUGUACCUCGCCAUACAAUGCAGAUUUCGAUGGUGAUGAAAUGAAUUUACAUGUACCUCAGAGCAUGGAGACACGCGCCGAAAUUGAAAAUCUCCAUCUGACACCACGACAAAUUGUCACACCGCAAACCAAUAAGCCGGUUAUGGGGAUUGUCCAGGACUGCUUGACGGGCGUGUGCAAGAUGACCAAACGCGAUGUCUUCAUAACACACGAGCAAUUCAUGAAUUUGCUGAUGCAUAUGCCGUGCUGGGAUGGUGUGAUGCCGAAGCCGUGUAUUUUGAAACCCACACUUUUGUGGUCGGGCAAGCAGCUUUUUUCUUUAAUUAUACCGGGAAAUUUAAAUAUGAUACGCACUCAUUCAACGCAUCCUGAUGAAGAAGAUGAUAGUCAAUAUCGUUGGAUUUCGCCGGGUGAUACCAAAGUAAUUGUCGAAUAUAGUGAAUUAAUUAUGGGUAUUCUUUGUAAACGCACACUGGGUGCCACCGCUGGAUCCCUCCUGCACAUUGCUUACAUCGAGCUCGGUCAUCAAAUCGCUGGUGAAUUCUAUGCAAAUAUACAGAAGGUUGUCAACGCUUGGCUUUUACUCGAAGGUCACAGUAUUGGAAUUGGCGACACCAUUGCCGAUCCGGCCACCUACAAGGAGAUACAAAACGCCAUUGCCAAGGCGAAGAAUGAUGUAAUGUUAGUCAUACAGAAGGCACAUCACAUGCAAUUGGAGCCAACACCAGGCAACACGCUGCGUCAAACAUUCGAAAAUCAAGUCAAUCGCAUUUUGAAUGAUGCGCGCGAUAAGACGGGUGGCUCUGCAAAGAAAUCGCUUACGGAAUACAACAACUUGAAGGCCAUGGUAAUCGCUGGUUCCAAGGGUUCUAACAUCAACAUAUCCCAAGUAAUUGCCUGCGUUGGGCAGCAGAACGUCGAAGGUAAACGUAUACCAUACGGUUUUCGUAAACGUACAAUGCCACACUUUAUCAAGGACGAUUAUGGUCCAGAGGCGCGCGGCUUUGUCGAGAAUUCAUACCUAGCAGGCCUAACACCAAGUGAGUUCUACUUUCAUGCAAUGGGUGGACGUGAAGGACUUAUCGAUACAGCCGUAAAGACUGCAGAAACGGGUUACAUACAGCGGCGUUUAAUCAAAGCCAUGGAAUCGGUGAUGGUUCAGUACGAUGGCACAGUGCGCAAUGCUGAGAGUCAAAUUAUACAGCUACGUUACGGCGAAGACGGCCUCUGUGGUGAGUCGGUUGAAUUCCAAACGCUGCCCACCAUACAGCUUUCGAACAAGGCAUUCGAAAAGCAAUUCAAAUUCGACAUCACUCAGACACGCAAUUUGCGAAAAUAUUUCAACGAAGAGACCGUUCGUGAUAUCACCGAAUCUACGGAGAUCAUUGCACAAUUGGAGGUUGAGUGGGAGCAAUUGUGUCGGGAUCGUGAAGCUUUACGACAAAUUUUCCCAACCGGUGAUUCGAAGGUGGUGUUGCCAUGCAAUUUGCAGCGUAUGAUUUGGAAUGUACAGAAAAUAUUCCAUGUGGACAAGCGUUCUACCACUGCUCUCAAUCCUUUAGACGUUGUAAAAGGUGUACGUGAGUUGCUCAAACAAUGCGUCAUUGUGGCAGGAACCGAUUACAUUUCGCAGCAGGCCAAUGACAAUGCCACCUUCCUCUUUCAGUGCUUAGUACGCUCAACCCUUUGCUCCAAAGUGGUAGCCGAAAGCCAUCAUUUAACACCCGAAUCAUUCGAAAUGUUGCUUGGCGAAAUCGCUACUCGUUUUCAACUCUCACAAAUCUGUCCUGGCGAAAUGGUUGGCGCACUAUCUGCCCAAUCGUUAGGCGAACCAGCGACACAAAUGACGCUAAAUACUUUUCACUUCGCCGGUGUUUCGGCGAAAAAUGUUACUUUGGGUGUGCCACGCUUGAAAGAGAUCAUCAACGUGUCUAAACGCCCACGCUCACCUUCGUUGACUGUCUUCUUAACCGGUAAACCCGCACGUGAUGUAGAGAAGGCCAAAGAUGUGCUGUGCCGCUUGGAACAUACUACGCUUAAAAAAGUUACGGCUAAUACCGCUAUCUACUAUGACCCAGAUCCAAUGCGAACUGUCGUGGGGGAAGAUCAAGAAUUUGUUAAUAUUUACUAUGAAAUUCCUGAUUUUGAUCCAAACGAAAUUUCACCAUGGCUCCUACGCAUAGAACUCGAUCGAAAGCACAUGACCGAGAAGAAACUCACCAUGGAGCACAUCGCCGAGCGCAUCGCUGCCUCUUUCGGCGACGACUUGAAGUGCAUUUUUAAUGAUGACAAUGCACCACGUCUAAUAAUGCGCAUACGCAUUAUGAACACUCCUAACUCGGAGAGCAAAUUUCAAGCUGACGACUUGGCCGAGGAGGAGGCAUCGCUCACUCGCUUAGAUGACAACAUGUUUUUGCGCUGCAUCGAGAGCAACAUGUUGUCCGACAUGACACUGCAGGGUAUAGAAUCUAUCUCCAAAGUGUAUAUGCACCUGCCACAGGUUACGAGUAAGAAGCGCAUCUAUAUCACAGAAACGGGUGAAUUCAAAUCCGUGGCUGAAUGGCUGCUAGAAACCGAUGGAACAGCGUUAAUGCGCGUGCUCAGCGAGCGGAACGUCGACCAAAGGCGCACCUUUAGCAAUGAUAUAUGCGAAAUGUUUACAGUGUUGGGCAUUGAGGCGGUGCGAAAAUCGAUUGAGAAAGAGAUGAAUAAUGUCUUGCAGUUCUACGGUUUGUACGUUAACUAUCGCCACUUGGCGCUACUCUGUGACAUUAUGACGGCCAAGGGUCAUCUGAUGGCAAUCUCACGCCAUGGCAUCAACCGUCAACAAACCAGCCCAUUGAUGCGUUGCUCUUUCGAGGAGACGGUGGAUGUGCUGUUGGAUGCUGCAGCACACGGUGAACGGGACGCUAUGCGUGGCGUUUCGGAAAACAUUAUAAUGGGUCAAAUGCCGCACAUCGGCACCGGUUGCUUUGACAUGAUACUUGAUGCAUCUAAAUGCAAACUCGCUAUGGAAGUAGAUUCUAUAAACAACAAGAACGCCUUAUUUUAUGGUUCGUUGUUUACGCCGAAUAUUUUUCCAGGAAGUGGACGCAGUGGCAUGAUUGAGUACUCACCGGGUCUAGGCGAUGGUCUAACACCACAAUCUGCGCGUUCUGUUUGUUUCUCGCCUUUGUCGAAUAUGAGUUCGCCUACAAUGACAGCAGAUGAAUUUUGUAGCUCACCCUAUUCUUCGCCAUCAACUACAUCGCUCAAAUCAUACUAUGGUGGCGCUUCAUACUACUCGCCCAUUUCGCCAAUAAAUGACCAAAAAGCAUUUAGAAGUGCAAAUAUUUCCGGUAGCUGUAGCCAUUUGUCAUGCAGCAAUGAUUUACUAACCACUAUUAUGCAGUCUUCUAAGUACUCACCCAGUUCACCGGAAUUUUCACCACAUUAUCAACGAUAUCUACAAGUUCAUUCACCACAAUCACCUUCAAACAGCAACAUCACAUUUUAUUCACCAGAUAGUUCAACAAUGUCUUACAACAGCGUCACCGGUUCUUCGCGUUAUUCACCGACCUCACCCGGAUAUUCACCGCAAACUAAUAACUAUUCGCCCACUUCACCAUCCUAUUCGCCCACCAUAAUGAGUUCAAACCGGUGCUGUAACAGUUUUUCACCGAGCUCACCGACUAGUAAUAAUGAUUCGUUAUAUUCACCUUCCUCACCGCUGAACACACCAGAUUCUCUAACCGAUAAAAUGUCUACAGCAUCCGAUAGUUGUUCUAAACGUACAAAACCCAAAAAAUAUAGAUCUACUCCGUAUUUCUAUGCCGAAAGUAAUGGCACCCCAUCCAGUAGUGCAACAUACUCACCCACAAGUCCCAUCUACGCUCAUUACUCACCGUCAAGCCCGAAUUGUGUUAUGCAAACACCCCAUUAUUCGCCUUCCACUCUUAGCUAUAAUCCUUUGAGCCCCAGCUAUACACAAAUCAGUCCUUCGUUUACUACUAAUUCACCACAAUACUCGCCACUAAGUCCAAAAAUCAACUAUUCCCCCACAAUCGCAUCACCGCAAAUGCAUUUUAUUUUACCACCUUCGCCACAACAACAAUACUCAGCAUCUAUGCAGAGUCCACGCUACCCUAGUAGCUCCUCGAUCACUUACUCACCAACGUCACCAAAACAUUCACCGAAUUCCAACCGUUAUUCACCAAGUAGUCCAGCCAGUCCCAAUUAUUCCACCGCUACUCAUUCAAAUGUGGUUUACUCCCCACAUAGCCCUAGUUUUUACUCAUCCUCGCUAUCGAGUCCCGUUCAUAGCUCCAGCGAAUCUCCAAUGUCACCUAUAAAUCCCAACAGUCCGGCUAGCCCACAGUAUUCUCCGACCUCAAACUGAAAUUGAAAGAAAAAUAUUAGAUACACGCAUUAAUUGCAUAGUAUGAUAUAAUUAAUGUUUGUUCAAAAAUUUGCUCUUACUUUUAACUUGUGUUGAAUUAAUUUCUAAAUACCUAAUAAUUAUUUGUAAUGACGUGCAUAUGAAACCCGUAAUUUAUUAAUUCCUCGCUAAAAAAUAUUUAAUUAGCUCAUUUAUAUUCCUAUAGUAUUAUAUAUAAUUAAAACUCUUAAAAUUUUGAAUUGAUAAAAUCUCUUGAAUUUAAUUCUUUUUUUAUUAUCAUAUGAGUUGU
Molecule: messenger RNA, 6235 nt
Organism: Bactrocera oleae (olive fruit fly)
Lineage: Eukaryota; Metazoa; Arthropoda; Insecta; Diptera; Tephritidae
Product: DNA-directed RNA polymerase II subunit RPB1
Biological process (GO): transcription by RNA polymerase II
Cellular component (GO): RNA polymerase II, core complex
Molecular function (GO): DNA binding
Source: RefSeq, a predicted model, not a curated record